CAGUUGGGAGAGGACAUUGUCUGACUCCUGAUCUCCAGGAAAUGAACGGACGGAUUAUAAUUAGGAAGAUUCUCCAUCUCAGCUCACUCCCCUCGGCUCCUAAUGACUCUAAACCUCUAACAGUGAGAGACAAUCCCAUUCCCUGAGAGGAGCUCAGCCGAGAGUGACACUGAUCUGAGAGACCCCGAGCAGCAAUGAACAGUUCAUUGGACCUGGAAGAGUAUUUGUUGGACUACAGCACUGGAAUUAACUCAUCGCUGGAAUUUGUACUGAUCUGCUUCCCAGAGAUCCACAGCUGGCACAUCUCAGGUCUUCUCAUGUUCUUCCUCUCGGUUGCUCUUGUCUCCAACCUGACGCUGCUGCUUGUGAUUGGCACGGAACCAAGACUCCACCACCCAAUGUAUUACUUUCUGGCAAUGUUAUCAUUCGUAGAUGUCCUCCUUUGCACAGUGGCUACUCCUAAAGUCCUGGCCAACCUUUGGAAUGAAGACAAGACUAUAAGCUCAGCAGCUUGUUUCACCCAGAUGUUCUUCAUAAACGUAUGGUCGGCUAUGGAGUCAUCUAUAUUCCUGGUGAUGGCGUAUGAUCGAUAUGUUGCUAUCUGCCACCCUCUACAUUACCCCACUAUCAUUACCAACAAACUUGUAGCCAAAGCGAGUGCAUUCAUCCUCAUCAGGAACCUUGUCUUGUCCUUGCCUCUUCCCCUACUAGCAGCUCGCCUUGAUUACUGCUCCCUGAGAGAGAUCCCUCACUGCUUCUGUGAAAAUAUGUCGGUGGAAAAGUUGUCCUGCAGCAAUUAUUCUGCCAGUAGUAUCUACGGUUUAGUGGUCUUCUUCGUAGUGGGAGGUGCAGACCUCCUCUUCAUCAUUUUCUCAUACUUAGUAGUCCUUAGGGUUGUGGUGGCUUCUCGUUCCUUCUCCGCUGCCUUCAAAGCAUUUAGAACUUGCAGCUCCCACCUUAUACUCAUCUGCUUUUUUUAUAUCACUAUUGGCAUCACAAUGGUUUCCAACCGAGCCGACAAACAGAUCCCCCGCCAUGUCCACGUAUUGCUCGCCCUCUUGCACCACCUUCUGCCCCCAGCUUUGAACCCUCUUGUAUAUGGAGCAAUGACAGAGGAAAUCAGGCACGCAAUCAGGAGACUUCUAGAGAGGAUCAAAGUCCAUCCUUAUCUUGGUGCUUAGAAUGGAGGUCAAUGAAAGACUUCUUGCUGCCUCUUGCACCACCUUCUACCCCAAGCUUUGAACCCUCUUGUAUAUGGAGCUAUGACAGAGGAAAUCAGGCAAGCACUAGGGAGACUACUAGAGAGGAUUAAAGUCCAUCCUUAUCUUGGUGCUUGGGAUGAGGUCAAUGAAAUACUUCUUGUUGCCUGACCAUGGUCUGGAGGUUAAAAUAUUUUACCUCAAAUCUUGAGGUUGAAAGGCCAUGGAACUCAAAGGCCAUGGAACUCAAAGGCCAUGGAACUCAAAGGCCAUGGAGUUAAAGAUAUUACUGACCAAGUCCAUCUCCUCCUAUGAAGGGACAAGGGAAGUUACCGAGGGUAACAGAGC
Molecule: messenger RNA, 1547 nt
Organism: Xenopus tropicalis (tropical clawed frog)
Lineage: Eukaryota; Metazoa; Chordata; Amphibia; Anura; Pipidae
Gene: or56c1
Product: olfactory receptor family 56 subfamily C member 1
Exons: 2
Coding region: 195-1181 (328 amino acids)
Biological process (GO): G protein-coupled receptor signaling pathway; signal transduction; detection of chemical stimulus involved in sensory perception of smell
Cellular component (GO): plasma membrane; membrane
Molecular function (GO): G protein-coupled receptor activity; olfactory receptor activity
Source: RefSeq, a predicted model, not a curated record